Molecule: messenger RNA, 1818 nt
Organism: Hypoxylon trugodes
Lineage: Eukaryota; Fungi; Ascomycota; Sordariomycetes; Xylariales; Hypoxylaceae
Exons: 2
Coding region: 1-1818 (605 amino acids)
Source: RefSeq, a predicted model, not a curated record
AUGCCUACAGUUACCGAGGGUUGCAAGAUGCCCCAACAGGGUUCCUCAGGUGCUCAAAUUAUCCACGAUAUCCGCAACGACUCUAUGACCUCUGAGUCUUCGUAUGGGUCCGCCAAUGGAGCGCCUCCUGACGAAGAUUCGUCAUCCGAUCGGGGAGGCCCUCCUGAUCCCGAUAGGUUAGACAGGUUCCACGACUUUAUAGAACUGGGGGAUGAAUACCGCAAAAGGCUGAGUGCAGCAGUUUAUCUAAGAGCCCAAGACAUCGAGGCUUCAUCAGGGGGACCCCCACUUGUAUCCAAGGGUAAAGGAGUAGAAGGACGAAAUCCCAAUCCUGGGGCAAGCAGAUUUGAGCAAGAGCUUGAACGCGGGAAGGUUGAGCUGGAGUUGCUUAACUCUGUGAACAAGUUCUUAGACCGACAUUCCGCUCCUGCUGGGUUGGAUCUUCCCAGCACCCGGGACGUCAAGCCGGAUGAAGCGAGCCGCGAUAAAGCUCAGUCUUCGCGAACAUCUCAUAUUGAUUCCGAAAGAGUGCACAGCUUGAUAUCUGGUCGCAGUCCUGCGCUGUCUCCUACAUUAACCAAAGUCACCGCCAAUGGAGUUGUUAGCACCGCAGACGCUAAGAUUUCUGGUGAUGGUCGAUCGUCCCCUGCCUUUAAAUACCUCAGUACUCUCGCUAGCACUCCUGAGAUUGACCCUCAAGGCAGCAGCGAUAUGAAUGGGGAGGAAACAGAUAGUACAUCUGAAUAUGUCCAAUUUCCCGAUCCAGAAAUAUAUACAAGCGAAAAUUCACCUACGGGUUUUGACGGAAAUGGUGAACCGCCUUCUCACAACCAUUUCUCAGUUCAGAAUGCUUCUGACUAUACCAGGGCCGGUAGAUUACUAACUCCCGAAACUUCGGAUGCAAACCAGCCAAAUAAGGGAGUGCGGCACAAUAACACAGCGUCGCUAACCACUCAUGCGCCUAUCGACCAUGAUCAGCAGUCUUUUAGCAGCGUCCCGGAGAUUAUCAUAACCCCGGCCGACGGCCCUUCACACUUUGUUCACUUCCCCUCUUUCGAGUCUCACAGUCGUGUUCCAUCUUCGGUUCAAAUCGAAGCGGUCCAGGACGACCAAGGUGGCCCUAAUCGUACUAUUCCCGACAAUUCCGAGGAUAUCUUUCCAGAAGAAAAUCCAGAUAAGCCAAAACACCGUUCCCCGUUCCAUUUUUUCACAAGAUGGCAAGCAAAGACCUCCGCCCGUAACGUUGACCUUGAGGCCCAAAUAAACAAUCAACAGGAAGAGCAGGAGCAAGAUCAAUAUCAACAAAGCGAUGUAACGACAGCAUCCCAGUGGAUAAACCGGCGACAAACUCUAGAAGAAACUCCAGAAGAGGCCGCGCUGGCUCGGGAGAUAGCUCGACGACUUACCCUAGAGUUAUACGAGCAGAAUUAUCAUGAGCAUCAACGGCAAAAGGAAUUUGAACGUCUGCGGAAGAAAUUCAGCAGUCCAGCAAAAGCCAGAGCUUAUAGAAAAUAUUUGCAUCGACAAGCGAGCCGGGCGCCACCACCGAUGCCAACCCUGGAGUCGAUCCCGGAGUUAGUCCAGGAGGCAGCCCUGCAGCCGAUCCAACAGCCGCCACAAGAGCCGCGUACGCGUUGGCAGUCUGUCAUAAAAGCAAUCAAGCGGAAUAGUAAAGAUACAUUUUGCAUGCCUCUGCCCUUCCAUCAAAGGGUCCUCUUUAUAACUGGUAUACUGGUAUUCUUUGGUGUUCUUAUUGUGCUCUGCUUCGUCCUGGCUCCUUACUGGACUGGUGAAAAGAAGUUCGGUGGGUCGGGGUAG